This is a messenger RNA of Anopheles cruzii, 456 nucleotides long. RefSeq lists its product as uncharacterized. The record is from RefSeq and is a predicted model, not a curated record. The transcript has 3 exons. Bases 1 to 456 code for a protein of 151 amino acids. NCBI's taxonomy places the organism in Eukaryota, Metazoa, Arthropoda, Insecta, Diptera, Culicidae.
AUGUGGAAGAUGGCACGUGCCCACACGGACCGACAGCCGAGUCAGUUCGGAACAAUUCUUCUGCUCGCCGUCGGUUUGUUGGGUAAAGUUUCCGCCACGGGUGCAGCAACCACCCGUUCCCGAGACCAAUUGUUGUCGACGCCCGCCCAGACUUACUUCGACGCCGUUGCACCGGAAGAUCGAGAAAAUUUCAUCAAGUUUCACCUGGACAAGGCCCUAGGACAGCGCCUACCGUACUACACGCCCGGCACAGGAAAGGACUUUGAGUUCAGCAGCACCCAUCAGGACGCAAUGGAACCGGAGGAUUUUUCCGUCAACCUGUUGGGCCACUUUAUGGGCACCUUCGGUCUGACCGAGACCGACGUGAUCCAGUUCGUGACCCUGAACGUCAUCUGCUUCCCGUCCGGCUGGUGUUUCAAUCCGGACGACAUCGGCAACAUCUGCUGCCCGUUUUGA